Cucumis melo (muskmelon) is the source of this 1147-nucleotide messenger RNA. RefSeq names its product aquaporin XIP1-1 (gene XIP1-1). Gene Ontology annotation, molecular function: channel activity. Gene Ontology annotation, biological process: transmembrane transport. Gene Ontology annotation, cellular component: membrane. The record is from RefSeq and is marked validated. Lineage: Eukaryota; Viridiplantae; Streptophyta; Magnoliopsida; Cucurbitales; Cucurbitaceae.
AAAACUAAAGGCUAUCACUUAUAAAGAAAAAUUAAAGCUUCAUUCAAUAUUUUGAAAAUUAAUUAUUGCUUAUUUUGGAUCUAAUCAAUAAUGGCUCAAGAGGAGUUUGCUUUGCCAUUGGAAGAAGAAGAAGGAAGAAGCUUUGAUGAACAAACUUCUUCUUCUUCCUCUUUUCUCUCAAGGUUUCUUAUUUACAUUGGUGCUCAUGAACUUUUCUCACAAGAGAUGUGGAAAGCAGCAAUGACAGAAUUAGUAGCGACUGCCCUUCUAAUAUUUUGCUUAACAACUUCCAUCGUCUCAUGCUUGAAUUCACACCAAUCAGAUCCAAAGCUCUUAAUCCCAUUCGCCGUUUUCAUCAUCCUCUUCCUCUUCCUCGUCGUCACUUUCCCCCUUUCCGGCGGCUUCCUCAGCCCCAUCUUCGCCUUCAUCGCCGCCCUCCACGGCGUCAUUACCUUCACGCGUGCCACCGUCUACAUUCUCGCCCAAUGCCUUGCCUCCAUUCUCGCCUUUCUCAUGAUCAAAGAUGCAAUGAGUCCCGAUGUAGCUGACAAAUACUCUCUCGGAGGCUGCACCAUCCGUGGCACCGGCGAAACUCCCGGCCUCAGCGUCACCACCGCUCUCAUCCUUGAAUUCGCUUGCACAUUCGUCGUUCUCUACGUCGGAGUCACGGUGGUGCUCGACCAGAAGAUGAGCGAGCGGUUUGGUUUGCCAAUGGUGUGUGGGAUGAUUGCGGCGAGUUCGGCGGUGGCAGUUUUUGUGUCGACGACGAUCACGGGGCGGGCGGGGUACGGUGGGGUGGGGCUGAGUCCAGCGAGGUGUUUGGGGCCGGCGGUGUUGAGAGGGGGGCUAUUGUGGGAGGGGCAUUGGGUGUUUUGGGUGGGGCCGUUUGCGGCCUGUGUGGUUUAUUAUGGAUUUUCGAAGAAUUUGCCGAAUGGGGUGUUGGUUGGAGCGAAAGGAGAGAUUGGGAUUUUGAAGAUGGUCGGAGGUUGUUGGCGGCGGCGGCGGCGCCAAAAGUUGAGGGAAAAUGUUGAUCAACUUUGAAAUUGAAUGGGAAAUGUUUUAGUGAUGUGCAUUUUGACUAGAGCACAGCUAGUUUUGUUUUCGAAGAUGAUUUGUUUUCUAAAUUAAGUUACUUCAAGAUAUAUUU